Molecule: messenger RNA, 2174 nt
Organism: Planococcus citri (citrus mealybug)
Lineage: Eukaryota; Metazoa; Arthropoda; Insecta; Hemiptera; Pseudococcidae
Product: tetratricopeptide repeat protein 5-like
Exons: 9
Coding region: 465-1793 (442 amino acids)
Molecular function (GO): protein binding
Source: RefSeq, a predicted model, not a curated record
AACAGUUUCGUGAAUUCGUGAUGACAAUUUCAAUUUUCAAUCACUUUUACAAUUCCUUUUCCAAGAAAUUUUAUGUUUUUUGUUGGAUAACAUUUGUUACAUUAUCAUGAACUGAAAAUAAUAAUAAAUAUUUACAAAAUUGGCAAAGAAGACUGAAGAGUGAAGGGGUAAACAACUUUUUAAAAGCUCAAGAUAAAAUCGUCGGUUUAUUCAAAAGCACCGAAAGCGUUGUUAAAAGAAAAGUUUGUGUAAUGUGAGCAAAAACUUUCGAUCGUUAAAAAUAAUUUAUCAUUCUACGAAACUCCUAUUCUUCUCGGUCGUUUCAGUUCAUUAAUCUUUUUUACAGCUGUUCCUUGAUAACGUAACGUUGCUAUUAUCAUCGGGUCAAUUAAUAAUUCGGCCAACUGUUAGUACUCUUCGUACUUUUAAUCAAAUUCCUUACUUUCCAUAAAGAACAGUUGAAAAUGUUGAAAGACGACGGCGUAAAUGUAGAUGCUGAACAUUUUGAGGAUAUUGUCAAUGAAUUGUACAGUUACAGAGAUUUAUAUUUUGAGAGUAAUCCAAUUGAAACGGCGGUUAAUUUUCAUUCGAAUUUAAAAACCAAACUACAGGAAUCCGUCGAUAAGAUUAAAUCCUUGGAAGAGGAUGCGUUGAAGAAAGAUCGAGCCCUUUAUUUUUACGUUUUGGGUAAAGCGUACAAUGUGGAAACCGAUUAUAAUUCCAAAGCGGAGGAAUAUCUGUCGAAAUCAGUGAAAUUGAAUCCAAAUUUAAUAGAUGCGUGGAAUCACUUAGGCGAUUCUUAUUUUAAAAAGGGAGAUUACUUAGAAGCCAAAAAUUGUUUUUUAAAUGCUUUAAAUAAGGAAAAAAAUAAAGUAUCUUUACGAAAUUUAUCCGUUGUAUCGAGAAAAGAAUCUGGGAAAACCAAAGAAGAUCUAAUUAAUAAUGUAAACGCAGGUUUGAAAUAUGCUCAAGAGGCUUUAGAAGUUGAUCCAAAUGACGGUACCUCGUGGUUUUACAUGGGAAAUGCUUUCAUGUCAUUAUUUUUCACUGUCAAACAAAGUGGUAAAACUCUUAUACAAGCCAUGGAUGCGUACAACAGAUCUGAAAAUGAUCCAUCUUCCAAAAGUAACCCUGAUCUACACUACAAUAAAGCAGUGGCUUUGAAAUUCCAAGAAGAGUAUGAAAGUGCUUUACAGUGUUUCGAUAAAGCUCAUUCAUUUGACCCAAAAUGGGAAACGCCGAAAUUGUUACAAGAACGUCUUAUUAAAUAUUUGAACAGCAUUCAAGAUUUAAUCUGUCAAAAAGGAAGAGUGAAGAAUAAAAAACUUCAAACCUUUAUUAAGAAUAUUAGCCCAGAAAAGCAUUUAGGUCAUUUCCAAAAGUUAUCCGGUGAUAAGGCCGACGGCGAAGCAACGCUAAAACAUGUUCCAUUAUCCGAAUUACGGCCAGGUUUAAAUGAAAACAAAGUAGUUUUAGGUGUUGUCGUUUGCAGUGUAUUGAAUGAAGAAUUGGUUCCAUUUACAUUCUGUAUUGUUGAUAAAGAGAAUACUUGCAUGGGAGUAACAAUAUACAAUUUAGCUAACGGACAAGGGGUCAUCAUCGGAGAUACCGUAGCUAUUGCUAUGCCAUUUUUAAAAGAAGUUGAUUUUACAUUCGGAAGUAAUAAAUUCAACUUUAAAAGCAUACGAAUAAGCAAUCCUUUACUGAUGGCCGUUAAUGGGAAACCUCUCCCUUCGAACAAAAUGUCUUCAAUGCAAAUGUCAACCUUCAGUGAAGCUGAUAACAAAGUUUAAAUUUGUUUUAUGCGAAUCGUUAAAUUAAUCUCUCACCAAAUUCAAUUUUUACUCGUCAAAUAUUAGCUGUUUUAUUACUUACCUUUUUUUAUCAUCAUGGGCCCUAAGUUGUUGUAAGAAUUUUAAAUCCUAAUGUGCAUUUUUAUAAUAGUAUUAUUUAUUCAUUUUUUCUUAUACUAUCUUUGAACUAUGGUUAAUGUCUAUUUAUACCAUAUUUUCCACAAAAUUGAUAAUGAUAUGUAUUUUAUUAGCAUUCCUAUGUGCACGUUUGUACAUCGUAAAUUUGUGUUUUUCCUUUUUUACUUUUAUGGCCAUUUUAAUUUUUUAAUCUUUUUUUCAUGUUAACACUCUAAUUUGAUUUUAAUAAAGCGUUUAAAAGUU